This is a messenger RNA of Stylophora pistillata, 2674 nucleotides long. RefSeq lists its product as uncharacterized. NCBI's taxonomy places the organism in Eukaryota, Metazoa, Cnidaria, Anthozoa, Scleractinia, Pocilloporidae. The record is from RefSeq and is a predicted model, not a curated record.
AUGUUGGCUCGCAAAAUAACUUAUUGGAACUGGACUGGACGGUCGGCGGAAAGAGAGAAAGAAAAAAAAGGUGGAGCUCGAGGUAACAGUCUCCUGACUAUUGUUGUAAUCGUCAACAUUUUAUUUAGUGGCGUCUCCAUCGGGUUUCUAAUUUACAAAGUAAGAUCGUUAGAGGAACAGGUGUUUCAGCUUCAGAAAGACUCAUCAAAGACAGGCCAGACAAGAGAACGACAAAAUGAAACCUGGUAUGACUUACGGCAUCGAAGCAAAAGAGCUGCUGAUUCUCUAGGGGAAUCAAAAAGCUGCACUAGUUGCCACAAUGCUUGUGUCAAAUUAUUUGGACUAGGAGCUUCGGCAAAGGUUACUACUAAAAUAGGCAACGAAACAGAUCAACAGGUCAUCUGUAUGAGAGGAGCUCAAGGGCCGCAAGGCAAGGAUGGGCCCCGGGGACGUCGGGGUCGUCCAGGGUACAUUGGAAAGGCAGGAAAAAGAGGCCCUCCUGGAGAGCAAGGACUUCCAGGCCCUAAAGGAAGACCUGGAAAAGCUUUCUCUGGAAAUACCUCAAAGCUAGUGGAGAAUAUAGAUGUACCCAAGAUAACGAAGAAGCCGCUGUCCAGUGUCACAGCGAACGAAGGAAGCAGAGUCUCCUUUUCCUGCGAAUCUUUAGGUUUUCCCAAACCCGAGAUCACGUGGUACAAGAAUAACCAAAGGAUGGAAAGUAGUCAUUUUAACAAAGAGACAGGGGAGAUCACAUUUUCAAGCAUUCAGUUUAGCGAUAGGGGCUCGUAUAAAUGCGAGGCACGCAAUUUCAUAGGCGUCGACUCUGCGACGGUCGAGGUCGUUGUUGAAGUUCAACCAAGAUUUAUUCAGAAGCCUGAGAUAUACCACCCCGGCUAUGAAACUUGGGAGACGACUCUAUCAUGCAACAUCUUUAGCUUUCCUCCGCCAAGGAUACAAUGGACUCGCUCGUUUCGGCCAUUACCUGUUCACCGUCACGUGGUGAUUGGAAAACAUUUGGUGAUCAAAGACACUCGGCAGGAAGACAGAGGGCCUUACAUGUGUCGCGGAGAAAAUCACCUGGGUCACGUAUAUGCACUAAUCGUGCUGGUUGUCAAACCUGUCACUCCUCCAGUGAUCACUGCUGCACCAUCUUCCUUUCUUAAGGUAAGAAACAUCUUUGAUAAAGUAACACUGCAAUGUGCUGCCCGUGGGUCUCCCGUGCCCAGUCUGGAGUGGAGCAAGGAUGGUGUGGUUAUUUCAACCAACAGAACUACAAAGACUGGCGAAGAAGUGAAAGGAGAACUUGUUAUUCAGCGCUUUAGUCCUUCCGACCAAGGAGUGUACAAAUGUUUCCUUAAAAACUACGACAAUGGAACAGCAGAAACUACUACUACACUAGAGCUCGUUGGAUGUGGAGACCCUGGUGUCCCUGUUCAUGGAUACAAGGUUGGGGAGAAUUAUUGGGGAGGAGAAAUGGUGACUUAUGCCUGUGACGCAGGAUACCACUUGGAAGGACCUACGAAAAGACUGUGCUUAGAAAAUGGCAACUGGAGCAACGUUGUGCCAACAUGCCAUCGUCUGUGCGAGGAACCUGCUCCAAUUGAAAAUGGUUACAGAAUAGGAAGUACGUUUUGGAAAGGCAGAAACGUCACUUACGAGUGUAACAAAGGAUACCAGCUUCGAGGACCACAUGUCAGAAUUUGUAAGGAGAAUGGGAACUGGACGGAAGAAGAACCAACAUGUGAAGGUCCGGAGUUCGAGCAUUCUGAAAUCCUUCUCAACAAAACUAAUUAUUGGGAGCUUCUUAAAGGCUGGCUGGGUCCUGUGUCUACACUGCCAGCCAAGUGGAAGCUAUGCUACAGAGCAACGGAUCAUGGAUGGGGCUCCGGUACAUUUCAUUCGCAGUGUAACAAUCUCGGACCCACGGUGACUUUCAUAAGAGUGGGAGAGUAUAUGUUUGGAGGAUACACUGACCGAAACUGGCACUCAGGCGGCUCGUACACAGACUCAACCCACAGUUUCCUAUUUUCAUUUAAGAAUCGCGAUGGACUGCAUCCUUUUAAGCUUCACAUCAAGUAUAGCGAGCAUGGCAUCUACGGUAACAACGGUUACGGCCCAACAUUUGGUGGGGGACACGACAUUUACAUUGCCGAUAAUGCAGGUUCAAACACAAACUCUUAUACAAACUUGGGUCACAAUUAUGUUCAGCUUACCGGCUACAGGUACGGUGCUAGCAAGACGAAAAGUCUGUUAGCGGGAAGCUACAAUUUCCAGCCUCAUGAAUUGGAAGUAUUUUAUCAGACUUACCAUUGAACAACUGAUUUUACUCAACCGCUUGAACUGAUCAUGAGCUGGUGUUAUUCAAAGCAAUUUAACUUAUAACUUGUAGCUUAAAGAUGAAUUAAAUGAAAAGCUUCAAAUAUUUUCUCGUAGAAUAAUUCUUAAAUCAAAGUAAGUAAGCUAUUAGAUAUAUGGUCAUUCAUAGCGCUGUUAUUGUAUAAAAUUGGCAUGGUCCGGAAAAACGUUGUGGCUAGGAAAGAUGUAUAACUUAGGAUUUCGAAAGCUAACAGUGUUCUAACUGUUUCAGUGGAAAAAUAAGAUGACACUUUGAUUAGUCUGAUGCAAUUUACAAUGAGGCUUAUGAUAACAAUAAAGUGUUUAUUUCUCAAUGUCA